Setaria italica (foxtail millet) is the source of this 1038-nucleotide messenger RNA. RefSeq names its product peroxiredoxin Q, chloroplastic. The record is from RefSeq and is a predicted model, not a curated record. Gene Ontology annotation, cellular component: chloroplast thylakoid membrane; cytoplasm. The coding region runs from base 117 to 776 and encodes 219 amino acids. The transcript has 3 exons. NCBI's taxonomy places the organism in Eukaryota, Viridiplantae, Streptophyta, Magnoliopsida, Poales, Poaceae. Gene Ontology annotation, biological process: cell redox homeostasis; cellular response to oxidative stress. Gene Ontology annotation, molecular function: thioredoxin peroxidase activity.
AUCCCCUACCAGCCAACCAUCACGAGCAGCACGGGGGAGGACGGACAUUGGAGAACAGAGGCCAUUGGUAGCGUCGCGAGCGGCAGCAGAGGCCUCACCUGACGCCCCCAUCCGCCAUGGCAUUCACGCCCGCCACGGCCUGCUGCAAUCCCUCCCUGCUGCUGGCGCCCCGGCGGGCAUCGUCGUCGCGCGGCUCGCCGGCCCGCGCGCAGGCGCUCCUCUGCACGCCCUCCACCUCCGCGUUCCGCGGCCUCCGGGGGGCCACGUCCGCCGCGCCGGCCCCGCGGUGGCGCCGCGCGGCGUCGUCCACGGCCAUCGUAUGCGGCAAGGUGACCAAGGGCAGCGUGCCGCCCAACUUCACCCUCAAGGACCAGAACGGCAAGCCCGUGUCGCUGAACAAGUUCAAGGGCAAGCCGGUCGUCGUCUACUUCUACCCCGCCGACGAGACGCCCGGAUGCACCAAGCAGGCGUGCGCGUUCCGUGACUCGUACGAGAAGUACAAGAAGGCGGGGGCGGAGGUGAUCGGCAUCAGCGGCGACGACCCGGCGUCGCACAAGGCGUUCGCGCAGAAGUACCGGCUGCCGUUCACGCUGCUGGCCGACGAGGGGAACCGCGUGCGCAAGGAGUGGGGCGUACCGGGGGACCUCUUCGGGACGCUGCCCGGGCGGCAGACCUACGUGCUCGACAAGAACGGCGUCGUCCAGUACAUCUACAACAACCAGUUCCAGCCCGAGAAGCACAUUGGCGAGACCCUCAAGAUCCUGCAGAGCCUCUGAAAGUCUUAGCUUCGCGGCCGGCCGGCCGGCCGGCGGCGGCGGCACGGUUCUUGGGCAUUGCUCUCUCUGCAUCCAUCAUUGUUGUAAACGUAGCGAGACCAUAUCUAUAUGAAGAGCUGGCUUCUUCAGUCUAUCAGGCUCGGCCCGUUUGACAGGCCAGUCUGUUCGUGUUUGCUCUGUGCAGUCUCAGACGUUCGUUGUAGUAGUUCAUCUCAGUGAAUUCAAAUAUUCUGUAUGUGCAUGCAUCACAUGUGCAAUUUCA